Molecule: messenger RNA, 804 nt
Organism: Drosophila willistoni
Lineage: Eukaryota; Metazoa; Arthropoda; Insecta; Diptera; Drosophilidae
Exons: 1
Coding region: 1-804 (267 amino acids)
Source: RefSeq, a predicted model, not a curated record
AUGGCGUAUGCAGCAGUGGGCUAUUGGCGAGUUGAAGAUACUGAAGGAUGGAAAGUGUCUUUUAUAAUGGGAAAGACAAAAUGCGCACCGAUGAAACUGUCUACUGUGCCAAGAGUGGAGUUGCAGGCUGCGGUUAUGGCGACUAGGCUCAGAAACUCGAUAUUAGAGGGACAUGAUAUUCAACCAAAACGAGUUUGUAUGUGGUCGGACUCAUCAACAGUUCUAGCAUGGAUCCGUUCGGAUCAGAGAAAGUACAAGCCAUACGUCGCCCAUCGAGUGAACGAAAUUCUAGAAAGCUCACGCGUCGAAGAAUGGAAUUUGGUUGCCGGCAAGGACAAUCCAGCGGAUUUUGGCACGAAGAUUAAAAGAGACAGCAGACAGUCACUAUGGGUAACCGGGCCAGAUUUUUUAUUGGAUGAUCUUGAGGAAUCACCACAGCAGAGCAAAGGUAAUUUUAGUACUGACAUGGAGCUGCGCCCAAAAUUCUGUAUGGUCACCACGAAGCAAACGGAUGAUCUCUUUGGAAGAUUCUCAUCGUACACGAGACUCGUACGGACUCUGGCUUGGGUGCUACGAUUUAGAAGAGGGGAAGUUCGUGAAAGUUGCCUGAUGUGCUCGGAGAUGGAUUAUGCUGAAGUGGUUCUGUUCAGAAGUGUACAAAAGAGUUCUUAUCCAGAUGAGUAUAGUGAGCUCGCCAGGGGUAAACUCAUUGAUAAGGGAAGUAGUAUUCUGAAACUAACACCGGAGAUGGAUAAUGAUAGCUUGUUGCGUGUUGGCGGACGCAUAGAUAAAGCUUGCCGUUGA